AUGUCCUCAAAAUAUGCUAAAAAGCGAAAGCAACUGGACGAUGACACAACAGAGAGCGGAAAACCCCGCAGAGACUCGUCAAGAUCGCCGUCACCGCCAAGAUCCAAAAAGUUUGUGUUUUUCUUGUAUUUAAAAUAAAAACUCUUUAUUUUAGAGCAGCAAAGCUGAAGGAGCCGGAAGACAAUGGAGAUCCGUACGUUUUUCUUCAAAGUUAAGUUUAAAAAUCGAUAAUUUUUGCGUUGCAGAGCCGAUUCGAUGUCAAUCGAAGAGACGAACAAGCUGCGUGCCUCGCUCGGAUUGGCUCCGUUGGAGCAAGACGAGAGCAAAGUUCGUGACGCAGAAGACGGAACGAACGAGAAGAUCUACAACGAGGACGGAUUCGAGUUUCGCCACAGGAAGGCCGACAACUGGGCGGACAAGAAGAAGGAGCAGGCUAUCAAAGAGAGAAUCGAGGUGGCGAAAGCAAAGCGCGAAGUCUAUUCGAAAGUUCUGAAAUCGAAAAAGCUGGCAGACUCUGACGAGGAGGACAGUGCUGCUAGUUUUGUCGAGAAAAUGCGGCAGAAGGAAGAGGAAGCUAAGAAGGCUGCCGAAAGAGUAAGCAUUUGUCUGGAAAUUUCGGGUUAUUCAGUUUUUCAGGCUGCUGCAUUUGAUAAACUCGACGAAGAGCUCGGAGUCAGCGCGCUAGUCGACAAGAUCAAAAAACCGAAAACGCCGAAGACGAAAGGACCGUCGGACACCGCCGGAAUGGUCAUCGGACACGGAAGAGAGGCGUUCAUCGAGGGCGAUCAGAUUCUGGUGCUUCAGGACAAGGGCGUGCUCGACGACGGCGAUGAAGUGCUCGUGAAUCCGAAUAUGCUCGACGACGAGCGUCACAAGAAGAAUGUGGAGCUCCGAAAGCGCAAAGAUCCGCGCCGCAACUUUGAUGAGGACGUCGACGAGUUCGGGAACCUGAAGAAUUUCGGAGUGCUCGCCAAAUAUGAUGAAACUCUUGAGGGAGAGCAGAAGAAACAGUUCAGACUGGACGAGACGGGCGGUGUGGAUUUGGAGGAGGAGAAAAGGGAGAUGGAGGCGUUUAGACGGAUGAAGAUGGCCGGAAAACGAUUGGAAUCGUUGGAGACGAAAAAAUACGAGUUGGCCAGCGAAUUUUACACUCAAGAUGAGAUGGUCAAGUUCCGGAAAGUCAAGAAGGGAAAGAAGGAGAAGAACACGAGGAAGAAGAAGGUUCUGAAGGCCUCCGAUCUUGUUCCGGUUGAGCCAGCUGGCGGAGGGAAAGGCAGAGACUUUGGAAGACGUCGGAGAGAUUCUGACGAUGAAAAAGUGGAGGAAAGAGUGGAAGAGAUGAAGCAGGAGGACGGCGAAGUCAAUGAGGCGGACGACGGAAAAUGGAAGAAAGCUAUGCACGGAAACGGCGUCGAUUUGAAUCGUCUUCAGAAGCUCCGAGCAAAAACGGCACGAAAUGACGACGACGACGAGGACAGCGACGAUGAUCUGAUGUUCAGUGGUGGCGUUGAUUUGACAGGAGUGGUCAUUGACGACGAUGCCGCCGACGAGCUGAAUUCCAUGCUCGCAAAGACGAGAAAAGUGAAGCAGAACGACGGAUCGAAAGCGGAAGACGACGUCGGAAAGCGAGUACAGGACAUGCUCUCGACGCACGGAGUCAAGGUGGAAGUGGACGAGGAAGAAGACGUGAAGCCGGCAGUCAGCGACGGCGCGCUCUUCAUCGACUCGACCACCGAAUACUGCCGUCACGUCGGAGAGAUCACCACUCUCGGCCUGGGCGGAAAUCGCAACGUCGACGUGUCGGAACUGAAAAAGGUGAAAGAGGAGGAGAAGGAGCAGACGGAGGGAGAGGGCUUCGAGAAGUGGAAACGAGCACAGGUGGACAAGGAGUUGCGGGAGAAGGAGCGGCGGAAGCAGGAGGAGAAGGGCGGAUGGCUCGCCGCCGGAAAACCCGUCUCUACGGUCGCCAAGAUCGACAGUGACGAUGAGGAGGUACUGGCUGAGGCCAAGAAGAGGGUUAGUUGAAGUUUCUACACAUUUUAAGACGAAAACUACCGAAUCAUUCUUCAGAAGUGGUCGGAUGACGAGGAAGAAGAGGAGGACGACGACGAGGAGGAGAAGGACGAGUAUGCGCCCGCAUUGGGCCGAGAAGUCGACGUGUCGAAGGGAGUAGGCCGAAUGCUGAAGCUGGCCGGCCAGAAGGGAUAUUUGACGAAUCCGAACGCGAAAUCGCACUCCGGACCGUCUCUGGACCAUCUGAAAAAUAAGGCGACGUGCCGUGUCGAGGCAUCCAGAUUGUACGUUUCUGAAGACACAUUUCAUUGCGAAUAUUCGUAUUUUCAGCGACAGUGACGAUCGGAAUGCGAAGAAAGCGGACCGUCUGAACUCGCAGAGUCGCGGACCGGUGAUGCCGUUCAUUGAGAAGGCCGACUACAAACCAGAAGUCAAUAUCAGUUAUGUGGACAAGAAAGGACGAGAGAUGGACUCGAAGGACGCCUACAGAGAGCUGUCUUACAAGUGAGAGACAGACUUUCUCAAUUUUAAGGAAAAUUUCCCUUUUUUCCAGAUUCCACGGUCGCAAUCCUGGUAAGAAGCAGCUGGAGAAACGCGCGAACCGCAAGGACAAAGAGGAGAGAAUGCUGAAGGUACGGCGCCGUUUCAGAUGGUAUUCGUGAUUGAAAUGAUUGAAAUUUUCCAGACGAACAGCUACGACACACCGCUGGGAACGCUGAGCAAGCAGUUGAAGAAGCAGAAGCAGCUGUCGACGCCGUACCUCGUACUCAGCGGAUCCAAUGAUCAUUCGAGUCUGAAGAAGGAGUGA
Messenger RNA from Caenorhabditis sp. 36 PRJEB53466, 2821 nucleotides. Lineage: Eukaryota; Metazoa; Nematoda; Chromadorea; Rhabditida; Rhabditidae. The record is from the annotation of a GenBank genome assembly.